AAUAAUUAUAUUGUUUAUUUUGUGUUUACCCGAAUUUUUCAAAAUCCAUGAAGCUAACACUGUAAUGGUGUCAUGCAUGGAUACCUGUUCGUUAAGUAACAUCGCUUUUCCACUUUGUACUUUUAAUAAUUCUUAUGAAAGAUCAGUGAAACAAAGAAGAGAACACCAGACUAUUUUGCUGAAGGUCAUUGUAAAUAAUUCCAGUUUCCAGAAUAUUCCAUGUAUUUGCCAGUCAUCCUGGAGGGAACAACAGUCCCACUCUAAACAGACAGAGUGUGAAUCUAAGAGGGAUGUGAAUGUUGAACAUCAAGGAUCAGGAUCAAAAGCUAAAAAAACAAAAGGCUCGUUUGAAGUGAAAACAGAAAAUGUUACUUAUUUUUAUAAAUAUUUUAAUUUCACUACGGUUUCCAAGAAAGAAGUGGAGCAUAAUACGAACUACGUGGUGGAAAUCCACAUUAACAAUUCUAUAGCUGGAGGACGAAAUGCAGCUGACAAACAACUAAAUCAUUCUUGUCUCUUGGCAAUGAUGGAAGAACAAAAUGACUGUAUAAAUAUUUCACUGCAACUGAAGUCUUAUAUGGAAUAUCCAAUGUGUAUGGUGAAGAUCACUUGGUUCAUUAUGAUUCCAGUAGUUUUUGUAUUUACUGUUUCAAUCGUCAUCUACAAAAUAGUCCAAGAAAAUAAACAGAACUAUUAUAAACAGAGAGUAGCAACAUCAGUUUCUACUGUUCUGAGAAGAAAUGGUUCCAGGCAUGCAAGAAGAACUGUAUCUGCUACUAAAAUUCACCCUUUUCCUGUAGCAAAAACCAGCAAACAACAGAUUCCACCUCCUGCACAGACCACAAAGAUACUGCCUGUAAUUCCUGAGCAAGAGCAUUGUUAUAUGGAUCAGCUGUAGAAGUUUCAGGUACCACCCUAUGAAAUACCAGCACUUCUGAAUGAAAGAAGACACAUCAUACAUGCCCAGAAGAAAGCAUCCCCAUUUUCAGCUUGGGGAGCUAUGUUAUCUGUCUUUUCAGGAGAAGGCCAAUUAUGCAUUUCAGUUGACAAGCUCCAUUUUUUACAUCAUAAUUAUUUGGUAUUAAGAAAAUAUGAAUGACAAACAUGUUUUGCUGCAUAAACAACUUCGAUAGCGGAGUGUAGAUUUCACAUCUAUUUUCUGUUCAUUCAAGAUACAUACUUCUUUGGUUGCGAUAAUCCUUGUGAUAAUUACAUUUUUUUAUCAGGGUAGAAAUUUAUUUUAUAUAUUCCACAGGGUAAGAAGAAGUCUGUAUAAAGCUGGGAAUUAUCCUCUACUUUCAUGAAAUGAGCACAAUUUUCAACCUGCUUAAUGCUCUAGAUGACUGAGAUGCCUAAAAGAUACAGUUUCUGGCUGUUGAGAAGGGUGGCCAAAGUAUUACAGAAAAAAAGAUUUCUGUAGCAAGCAUGUUAGUUUCUGCAGUAAAACAGGAAGACCAUCAUAAUUUGCACAAUAGCUUAGUGCAUGAAGAAAAAAAUGUGGAAAAAUACUAAUUUGGCUUCAAAUCACAGAAUCGUUAUUACAGAUUUUUAAUAACUCAUUAAGACAUUAAAUGGGUUUGUACUUUUUGAGAAAUUGCAUUUCCAUCUUUUGUUCUAGCUUGGGUCAUUAGCAUUCCGACCCAUUAUCUCUUGGAACUUUUCCUUACCUUCCAUUUACUACUGCUCCUCUGAGUGCAGUGGAGCUGUUUGGGCUGAGCAGGGUCCCAAACUCCUGUGGUGCUAACACAUGAUUUGUGGGUACAGCUUAGCCAUCAAUUACUAGGCAGAGACAGAAAUUGCCAGGACUUCAGGCUCCCUUGUGCUAAAUCCAUCAGGAUGAACAGAUUGUAAACUGCCCAUUGCAAACAUGAUAGGCAGCUAUUUAGCAUCCAGUUAAUACUUCAUUACCUCCAUUCCUUACAUUUAUACAGCCUUACCCUCCUGCAGCUUUCUGAAAUUGCAUUUUCCAGUCUACACCGAGCAGUUCAAAUUUAAUAGGAAUAGUUGGGAACAUUAGCUUCUGAAUGAUUUGAGGGCAUAUGGAAUUUUUU
Pseudopodoces humilis (Tibetan ground-tit) is the source of this 2051-nucleotide messenger RNA. It is a transcript of the gene TMEM156, whose product is annotated as transmembrane protein 156. NCBI's taxonomy places the organism in Eukaryota, Metazoa, Chordata, Aves, Passeriformes, Paridae. The record is from RefSeq and is a predicted model, not a curated record.